GUACCGCAGCAGUGGCUGGCGGAAGUGAGGGCAGUGAGCGACGCUGGGCAGCAGUAGCAGCAGUUUGGUGUGACACACGGCGGGGACAUGAGUCUGUUCGAGCUUUUCAGAAGGUUUUUUGAGGCACCGGGGAUGAGGGACCCGUUCUUUGGGGGCCUGACGCAGGAUGAAGAGGAUGACGAUGAAGAUGAGGAUGACUUCUUCCAGCAGUCUGGCCACGGCUUCCAGUCGCCGUUUGGCCACCAGCACCCCUCCUUUCACAACGCUUUUGGCUUUGAGUCGUUCUUCCGGGAUUUCAAUGAGCUAUUUGCAGAUUUCGGGUCAAUGAUUCGUGAUGUUCCCAAUCUACCAGGGAUUGAGCCCCCGAGUCAGAAUCCAGGAGGAUCCAGGAGUGGGUCACUGCGAGACUUCAUGUUAAAAUAUCCAGAUUCCCACCUUCCCCGAGAGCAGUUCCCGUUUUCCCAGGAUUCCAGCAGCCAGGAAGGACCACGCUACCCAGGAUGGCUUCCCCGUGGCAGUAACAGAUGGGAAGAUGGUCCCGUGGCCGUCCCUCCUGGAAACACCAAGCGAGACAGAAUCCUGGACUCAGAGGUCUCUUCUCAUGGUUUGGACUCGAUUCUGAAGCCAACGAACCCAACUUCUUCAUCAUUUUUCCGGAGUGUCUCUAUUUCCAAAGUGAUGAGACCUGAUGGGACAGUGGAGGAGAAGAGAACUGUACAAGACGGGCAGGGUAACACAUCUACCACAGUGACCGUGACAAAAGACGGCCAAGUUAUCGGCAGCAGAACCAGCGAUCCGUCCAGGGGAGCGCUGAUCGAUGAUCGCCAGGACCCCAGGCCCGACUAGCACGGACCACUGCCCACGUCUCUGAUCCAUAGACUAUUUUGAGCCGCAACUCACGGACAUGGCUGCGACUCCAAUGACAGACGCACAAUCAGACUUAAUAUAUUAUAUUUAUAAGCCCAAAACAUGAGCUACUGUGUCCUGCGUCUUGGAUUAGUGACCGUGAAGCCCGUCUUGUUUUACCGCGGAGAUAACGUGCCCAGUCAUCACUUUGUUGUAUGUUGGGGAGACACAUGUACAUAAGCCAAAUAAAGUUUUAUAUUUAGAGUAA
Pseudophryne corroboree (corroboree frog) is the source of this 1114-nucleotide messenger RNA. It is a transcript of the gene HAX1, whose product is annotated as HCLS1 associated protein X-1. Gene Ontology annotation, biological process: negative regulation of apoptotic process; regulation of actin filament polymerization. NCBI's taxonomy places the organism in Eukaryota, Metazoa, Chordata, Amphibia, Anura, Myobatrachidae. The record is from RefSeq and is a predicted model, not a curated record. Gene Ontology annotation, cellular component: mitochondrion; sarcoplasmic reticulum; actin cytoskeleton. The transcript is spliced from 7 exons. The coding region runs from base 88 to 846 and encodes 252 amino acids.